CGCGCACUUGCUUAUUAAGGAAGCAGAAAUAAUUUACGUGUUUCGUGUCCCAUUAUGAGCAAAACGCUGAGCGUCUGUAGUGAUAUAAGAAUAUAUAUAAAUAAAUAUUAAAGAGAAUUUUAAUAACAGCAUCAGGGUGUGAUCAGCUAUGGAGCUGAGUGAGUGUUCAGUUAGGGCCUUGCUGCGAGUGUUUGCCAAGGACUGCCUGGAGACACUGGUAUUCAAGGAACAUGUAGAGCUGCAUGCCAAGAUGUGGGUCACUGUGGAUCACAUCAACAAGAUGGAAUAUGAGUUCAAACACUUAUUUGCACCGUGUGAUGUAGCAACCUUCAUUGACUAUCAGCAUGUACAGGAGACUAUGACAGACCCAGUGGAGAUGGUUGCCUUGGAAACCAUGACAGACCCAGUACAGAUGGUCGAUGCAGAAUGCCAGACAGAGGUGGUCAAGACAGAAUUAGAUGGGUUUGCAGACACUGAGACAGACAUGAACUCCAUGAAAGAGGUCAAGGUUGAGGUCGUGUCUGAAGAUGAACACCUCGAAAGUGAGGAGGUUACCAAGGUGAUGCCUGCCUCUCCUGCAGAACGAGACACAACGGACAGGAAGAAAACUGACAGCGAGACUGUCUGCCUGCUUUGUCCUGCCAAGUUUAAGUCUGGGGACACAGAGCCAUUAGAGGAGCAUUUGAGGACCAGUCAUGAUGUCGGCAACCAGUAUAGCUGUCCAAUGUGCAAGCAAAUAUGUAUGUCAAAGGUCGCCCUUGCCGACCAUGUUACUCAAGCACAUUGUAAGAACGAGUCUUCAAAAGUGGCAAAGAUAAACGAGCCUUCCAAACUGGCAAAGAAAAACGAGCCUUCCACGUUGGCAAUGAGGAAGAUCCACGCUCAAAAGAAACAAGCACUCAGGGUAUCUGAUGGAAGUGAUACGGAUGAUGAUUAUUUGCUCAAAUCUAGUCUCCUGAUAAGAAUUAAUAAAAAAGGAAAGAAAAUUGUCAAACCCAAGGCGAAGAAGAAAAAUAUCAAGAAAAAACAGAAAGCCCCUAAGAAAGAAACAAUUGUUGUCCCUAAGAAAGAAAAAAUUGUUGUCCCUAAGAAAGAAAAAAAUGUCCCUAAGAAAGAAAAAAAUGUUGCCCCUAAGAAAGAAAAAAAUGUUGAUGAUUUAGAAAAUGGGAUUGAAAUUAAAAAAGAAGGUGAAAUGAAAGAAGAUGAUGAAAAGGAAUCUAGGGUUAUGGCAGACCCAUUAUAUGUGCCUGAGCCGAAUUCAGAAAUCAAGGUGAAGUGCAUCGAAUGUGGUAAGCUAUACAAGUCAAAGCGCGCACUCCGUCGCCACUUUAACACGACGCACACAACCAAUUCUCACGUGUGCGAGAUUUGUGGACACAGCUUUAGGGGCAAAGAGUCCCUUUAUCACCACAAGAGAGGUAUCCAUGACAACGCUAAAGUUUACAAGUGCCCCGAGCCUGAUUGUGAUGCGUCUUUCAAUUUCAGCCACAGCCUGCGCCUGCAUAGGCUGAAGCACACAGGGGCUAGGCCUCACAUGUGCAACGUUUGUGGCAAGACAUACCUGACUGGGUAUCAUCUCAAGGUUCACAUGCAGGCUACCCACUCUGAGAAGAAAAUUUUCGCGUGUAAAAUGUGUGACAAGACAUUUUCGUAUUCUACCAGCCUAAAGAUGCAUGAGGCCACGCAUAAGCCUCAAGAUAGGGUUAAAUGUGACGCUUGUGAUAAAUCAUUUGUUAAUAAUCAGGCCUUGAAGUACCACGUUAUGUCAAAGCACACAGAGGCAGGGCAUUACCCGUGCGAGGAAUGCGGGAAGGUGUGCAAGUCAGAGCUGAUGUUGCGCACGCACAUGAGGCGUCAUAGCGUCGAUAAUGCACGCUUCAUGUGCGAUAUAUGUGGGCGCCAGUUUAUGUACAAGUCUGCGUUGGAGAUGCACAGGGCUGUUCAUAGAGAUGACAAGAACUAUAAGUGUAAGACGUGCGGCAAAUCCUUCAAGACCUACCCUACCCUGUACAGUCAUCAGUAUGUGCACAGGCAAGACUCACCAUUCACAUGCAGCACGUGUGGAAAAUCAUUCAAAACCAAAGAGCGGCUUAAAGCACAUGAAAAACGCCACACGGGUUUGAAGCCGUUUGAGUGUCAAAUUUGUCAUCACUGCUUUCCGGAUAAUGGAGGUCUGUCAAAACAUCUUAGAACUGUGCACGCAAAGGUGAAGAAAUUUGUCUGUGAUAUUUGUGGGAAAGCCACAUCAAGGGCAGAUAACUUGAGAGUCCAUAUGAAAGUUCAUAUGAAAGGAACUGAUUAUACCCCGAAAAAAUCCAGAGAGUCGAGGCAUAAUACAGAUCCACAAAAUAAAGUUCCUGUACACAAUGCCUUUCCAGGUGACCAGGACAGCAAAGGGAGAAUGGAAAUCUUGUUUGACGAUGACUCUCAUUCCUCUAGCAACCACUACACAGCCCGGGACUAUGAACCUAACAUGCCCAAUUUCCCGACCCUGGACCCUGUCCAGAUUGCUUCAACCACCAACGAUCAGAGCAUGCCUCUGAACCUUCAUUACAACCAGGGAAACAGCGGCGGGCAUCUGGCGGCCCUAGGGGGCCUGCAGUCUCACAUCAUGGUGAACCGCUCCAUGCCGGCCACAUCCCAGGGGGGCCAGGGACACCACCAGGCACACAAUGCUGUGAUGGCAGUGCCGGGAAUCAAUCCAUCCCAGUUCAUGUAUCCCUGGCCUUACGUGUAUGGGCAUGCUGUGGCACCUGGCAUGGGGCCAAGUCAGCAGCAGCAGCAGCAACAGAGCAGCUCUAAUGGGUGGAUGACACCGGAGAAUACUUGAUGCCUUGCAGCUGUCUAAUAGACCUUUGCUAUCUAAUGGACAUAAUAGCUAUCUAAUGGAAAUUAUUGCUGUCUGAUGGGCCUUCUAGCUGUUUGAUGGGCCUUCUUACUGUCUAAUGGGUAGGUGACACCUGAGAACACAUCGUGCCUUCUUUCUGUAGGGACACAUCAGUGCUUAAUACCAACCCUGCCCCUGGAUUACAGGAUUGAAAAACAAAUAUGUAUACAGUAGUUUAUAUUUUGUAAAGGGGGCUUAAUGCAUGUUUAUAAAAUGUCAUCCCUGAUUAGGCAAAAGCCUCUUCAGACACUUUACGCACAUGCAUUAAGGCAAGUUACACAGAGCAAGGCUCAUAUAGACAUCUAUUGCUGGGUAUUUGUUACACAGAGCAAGGCUCAUAUAGACAUCUAUUGCUGGGUAUUUGUUACACAGAGCAAGGCUCAUAUAGACAUCUAUUGCUGGGUAUUUGUUACACAGAGCAAGGCUCAUAUAGAUAUCUAUUGCUGGGUAUUUGUUACACAGAGCAACGCUCAUAUAGGCAUCUAUUGCUGGGUAUUUGUUACACAGAGCGAGGCUCAUAUAGACAUCUAUUGCUGGGUAUUUGUUACACAGAGCAAGGCUCAUAUAGACAUCUAUUGCUGGGUAUUUGUUACACAGAGCAAGGCUCAUAUAGACAUCUAUUGCUGGGUAUUUGUUACACAGAGUAAGGCUCAUAUAGACAUCUUUUGCUGGGUAUUUGUUACACAGAGCAAGGCUCAUAUAGGCAUCUUUUACUGGGUAUUUGUUACACAGAGCAAGGCUCAUAUAGACAUCUAUUACUGGGUAUUUGUUACACAGAGCAAGGCUCAUAAAGGCACUUUUUACUGGGUAUUUGUUUCACAGAGCAAGGCUCAUAUGGACAUUUAUUGCUGGGUAUUUGGUACACAGAGCAAGGCUCAUAUAGACAUAUAUUGCUGGGUAUUUGUUGCACAGAGCUAGGCUAGCAUUUAUUGCUAGCUAUUUUUGCUAGAAAUUUUUUGACAUUUGUUAGGGUAUUUUAUGAAGAAAUGUCUUGAUAUGUGUUAGGCCAUGUUGUUUAAUACAUAGGGAAAAUGGAAAAGUAAGCCCUUAAUAAAUGAUACAAUUCUAUAUAUUUUUUUCAGAAAGUACAGGUAGUUAAAGAUAUUCCAAUAUUUUAUAGUGAUGGAAAGACUAUUUGCAUAUUUAAUAAUCACAUUAUCAAAAGAAAAGCUGAAAAGCAUUAAUUCAUCAAUUUGGGUUACAGAAAUAAUGUCCUUAUUAAAGUAUUUUCCUUAAACAUCAACCUCAUUUCAUUUUUCACCAACGGUUACCAAAAAAAGUUAUAUAAAUGGUCCAUACUAAUUCUGUACCAAUUGAAACUGGUGUAAUAAGAAUAUGUAUUAUAAUUUAAUUAUUUUGUUUACAUUCAAGAGGAUUUGAAUGAUUUGUUUUUAAUGUUUUUUUGAACUUUUACCAGUUGAUAAUGAAUACAGAAAUUACUUAUCUUUUGUAUUCAAUUAUAAUUAUAUCUUAUUCAAAUCAUGGAUUUUUUAAUUCCUUUUUGAUAACUAUAAUUAUUGAAUGUUAUUGAAUGUUUCAGAAUUUUGACUAUUUGUUUGUUAAUUCUAAAUGUAUGUAUGUCAAGAAUAAUUAUUGUCUUAUUAAAAUCAUGGGCUGAUUCCUUUUUGACAAUUUAAUUUUUUUAAACAGUUUGUUAUUGUAAUAACUCCUGCACAAAACAGAAGUCUAUCUUGGCUAUGUCUGUGCAAGUUGAUCUUUUUGUUACUUUAUUCAAAUUACCACAUUGUGGUUUGUUUUUAGCUCGACUAUUCAGUGAGCUUUAUGAGCUAUACUGCUCGCCAAACUGUAAGCGGCCGAGUUAUGCUCGUAUUAAGGUAAACUAAGGUUAACAUGCGACAGCUCCAUUUCAAUAUUUCUUCUACAGGUAUUCAAUUGAAAUUCCACAUUUUUUUGUCAGGAUCAUCAUGGUACGUCACUGACCAAUUGUCUCAUAAAAUGUCACAAGACCUGUUGGCAUGAUACUAUCCCCACUUUUUAUGCCCUGAAUGAGAGCAUAUAGUCUGUCCGUCUGUCUUUCCGUCACACUUUAGGUUUAGGUUUAGAAAAUUGCUCAUAAUUUCUAUGUCACUUCAGAUGUAACCUUCAUAUUUGGUAUUCAUGUGUAUAUGGACAAGUCCUUUUCACACGCAAACAAAUUUUGAGCCCUGUGACCUUGAACUUAGGGUCUGUGUUUAGGUUUUGAAAUCUGCGUUUAGGUUUCGAAAAAUGCUCAUAACUUCUAUCAAAGCGUUUUUCGGGGGCAUAUGUCAUCCUAUGGAGACAGCUCUUGUUUACUCAGCAAAAAGCUUGUUAAGAUUUGUGCUCAACCAAGAAACUUAGGUCGCUAUCAAUAUUCAAUUACCAACACAUAUAACUGACCAGAUUGUUAGCAGAAUCAAACCCCCUUUUUACUAAAAUAAAGCCUGGUUAACAUUUUCUUCCAAGACUAAAGAUAUGUAAAGGUGUUCAUGCAACUGCAAGAUAUCUAUUUAACAACUACAGAUAUUCAAUUGAAACUUCAAACUUGUCUUAAGCCACAGAUCAAAGCGUAUAAAUCUGACUUGCAGUGAAGCAAAAUUAUGCCCCUUUUUGUAUUUCAGGAAAAUUCAGGUUCAGGUGUGCAUUCAACAACUCAUUAUCUCUUUAUCUACAACAGAUCUGAUGUUCAAUUAAACAGCUAUGGGUGCAUAAGUGUUCAUUAUAUGUAGCCCUUGACAAAGUCCACAACUCUGACCUGCAAUUAAGCAGAAUGGUGCACCUUUUAUACUCAUUUAAUACAUUUUAAGAUUUGGUUUGCUCAUUUAUAUCUUUAGUUUGCAUGCACUUUGAUGAAAUUUUGGAUAUGGUGCAUGUUUGGUCAAGGUCCCUGCAGCUUAAUAUUUAUUAAGAAUUGUUUUUUUUUUGUUUUUUUUUUAAAUAAUUUAGGAUGGAGAAUCAGAUAUUUUGAUGAAAUGAGUCGUGUUCUGCUCAAACUGGACACAAUGCAUGUGCUUAAAGUGUCGUCCCAGAUUAGCCUGUGCAGUCUGCACAGGCUAAUCAGGGACGACACUUUCCGCUUUUUUGACAUUUUUCAUUUAAAUGAAGUCUCUUAGCAAAAAUCCAAUUUAGGCGAAAAGUGUCGUCACUGAUUAGCCUGUGCGGACUGCACAGGCUAAUCUGGGACAACACUUUAUGCACAUGCAUUAUGCCCAGUUUUCUCAGAACGCGACUCAAAUGUUGUGUGCAGGAAGCUUUCACGCUGAUAUGUGUUGGGAUUGCACUUGGCUCCAGUUAGGUCAAGGUCACUGUUAACAAAAAUAGAAAAAAGAAUCCUUUUAAUAACUUUAGUUUGGAUUAAUGUAUCUUGCUAUUAUUUUGUGUUACGAAAGCCUACAUUCAGACUUAGAGAGAGAAAAUGUUCAUUACUCUUUCAAAGGGAAAAAAUAGUUAACCAUUCUGUCUUUGGACAGCUCUUGUUAUUCAUUUUGUGAAAGAUGUUUUUAAUCUUCAUUAAUGUUUUUUAAAUCAAGUGCCUUCUUAGCUGGAAAGUAGAGGACAAAAUUGUUAAGCUAUUUUUAACUUUUCUUUUAUUAAAUUUAUAGUAAACUCUUCUUUAACGAUCCUGAAUUGUGAUUGAUCCUUUAUUUUUGGUGUUACUUUUCUGUUUACUGGUUAUUUGAUCACAUGUAGAUUCUUGCUUGCUUUCAUCUGUUAGCUCUUGUUUCAUCAUAUACAUUUAUAGUCAUCAUGCUGUGCAUCUUAACUGUUUUUAGCUUACUUGAGCCAAUAGUACUCCUCGAGAGUUUGUAGGAUACUGUGUUUUCAGUCUUCCAUCAGUCUGUGUGGGGGUAGCUUUUUUGUCCCCUACUGGUUUCACCGGAGGGGACUUAUGAUUUGCGCUCUGUCUGUCAGUCUGUCUGUCCGUCACACUUUUCUGGAUCCUGCGAUAACUUUAAAAGUUCUUAAUAUUUUUUCAUGAAACUUGCAACAUGGAUAGAUGGCAAUAUGGACAUUAUGCAUGUCAUUUCAUUUUGUUCCUACGUCAAAAAUUGUAGUUGCUAUGGCAACCAAAAAAAAACAAAAAAAAACCUGAAAAUAGUGGAAUUUCUGACAACGGUGGAGCCGGUAGGGGACAAUAUUGCUUGACAAUAGCCUUUUUUCUAAUGACUUUUCCUGAACCGCUGGGCAGAUUUUAAUUAAACUUCACUGGAAUGAUCAUCAAAUGAACCUCUUUCAAAAUUGUUCAAGCUUUAAUGGUACAUGUGUAUAUAAGCUUAUGCAUGUCAUUUGAGUUAACAAUGGUUUUUAAAAAUGAAAACUGUAAAAUUCUUUUCUGAAACCACAAGGUCAGGUUUUUAAAAUUCAGUUUGUAACAUUGUCUUUGGUCGUCUAUUUUGUGUAUUUAAAUCAUGACCAGGGGUCAGAAGUGGCCAUGUUUAAGGGGUCAAACAAUUUAUGUAGAGGUCUUUUAUAAAACACUUUGAGGUUUGCUAGUUGGCAUGUCUUUUGGCAGUCCUUGUAUGUUCAUAAAAUGCCCCAGGGGUCAAAUUAUUCAUAAAGACUUGUAAAGCAAAUAUCAACAAACCUAAACAAUCUUUUCUGAAACCAUAAGGGUUAGGGCUUUGAAAAUUUUGUGUUUAACUAAGUAUAGUUUUCCUCUUCCGUUUUCAAGUGUGAUCUUUGUGUUCCUUCCAUUAUUAAGUAUAGUUUCCCCUUUCGUCUUCAAGUAUGAUCUUUGUCUUCCUUCCAGUAUUAAGUAUAGUUUUCCCUACUGUCUUCAAGUAUGAACUUUGUCUUCCUUCCAUUAUUAAGUAUAGUUUUCCCUACUGUCUUCAAGAAGAAUCUUUGUAUUUCUUCCAUUAUUAAGUAUAGUUCUCCCUACUGUCUUCAAGUAGGAUGUUUGUCUUCCUUCCAUUAUUAAGUAUAGUUUUCCCUACUGUCUUCAAGUAGGAUCUUUGUCUUCCUUCCAUUAUUAAGUAUAGUUUUCCCUACUGUCUUCAAGUAGGAUCUUUGUCUUCCUUCCAUUAUUAAGUAUAGUUUUCCCUACUGUCUUCAAGUAGGAUCUUUGUCUUCCUUCCAUUAUUAGUAUAGUUUUCCCUACUGUCUACAAAAGGAUCUUUGUCUUCCUUCCAUUAUAAGUAUAGUUUUUCCUACUGUCGUCAAGUAGGAUCUUUGUCUUCCUUCCAGUAUUAGUAUAGUUUUCCCCAAAUACAUGUAUUCACCCCUAUUGAAAUUGGGAUCACUAGGUCAAAUGUCAAGGUCACUGUCACAAAAAGUGUGAAAAUUGUUUCCGAUCAAUAACUUGUCAACGAAUUGACAGAUUGGCUUGAUACUUCACAUGCGAAUUGGCCUUGGCCAUUAGAUGACCCCUAUUGAAAUUGGGGUCACUAGUUCAAAGCCCUGUUUGGAGAAGCAUAUGUCUCCGACCGCAGAACACUUGUUAGUAUAGUUUUCCCCUUCUGUCUUAAAGUAUGAUCUUUUUCUUCCUUCCAGUAUUGAGGUUGGUGCUCUGGGAAUUCAAUUUGCUCUUAUUACAUUUAACAAAACCUGUUCGGGAUUGCUGUUGUAGAUAAAUAUUACAUCUAAGUUUUUAGUAUGUUUAAUUUUUUAUGUUUAAUACAUUAGCUUUAUCUUCUUACAUAAUGAAAUGUUUGUUAUUUUAUUGUCUAAAUGUUAUUAGACAAUGUUAUCUAAGUUUUUAGUAUGUUUAUUUUUUUAUGUUUAAUUCAUUAGCUUUAUCUUCUUACAUAAUGAAAUGUUUGUUAUUUUAUUGUCUAAAUUUGUAUGUCCCCCAGUCUAUACUGGAGGACAUAUUGUUUUUGCCCUGUCUGUUUGUAGGUUUGUUUGUUGGUUUGUUUGAGUCAAACUUUAACAUUGGCCAUAACUUUUGCAAUAUUGAAAAUAGCAACUUGAUAUUUGGCAUGCAUGUGUACCUCAUGGAGCUGCACAUUUUGAGUGGUGAAAGGUCAAUGUCAUCUUUCAAGGUUAAAGGUCAAAUAUAUUGGGGGACAUAGUGUUUCACAAACACAUCUUGUUUUUAUUGUCAUUGAUCUUAUAUAAUAUAAGAUAUCUGCAGUAAAAUUUUAGAUUUAUAUUAGGAAUCAUUUGUUGAUGUAUGGGUUGAUAAAUGGUUUAUGUUUUGUAUAUUUGCUUUAUUAAUUAACUUCCAUCAUGAAAAUUGUGUUUGAUAUUUUAUUGUCGACAUUUUUGCAUGUCAUGUUCACUAACAUGAUAAUAGAUGUCUGCAUUAUAAUGAAUGUUAUAUUUAAGAAAUAGUUAUUGAUGUAUUGGUCAAUAAACUAUUUCAAGAUUUUAUUUAUAUAAACCAAAUAAACUAAAGCCAAAGAGAGAUGGGGUCGGGGAAAACUGGGUGUAAUGCAUGUGUGUUAAGUGUUGUCCAAGAUUACCCUUACACAGGUUAAUCAGUGAAGACACUUUCAGCCAAAACUGGAUUAUCGCUAGGAAAUGAAAAAACUCAUAAAAAGGGAACAUGAAUUAAGCCCAGUUUUCUCAGAGCACGGCCUAAGUGAAGUGAUGGAUCCGAUUGACAAAGAUUAGUUUUGCUGAUAAACAAUUAUUCUCUAUAUUUAAUUCUUCGGUGAUCUGACACAUGUUUAAAUUGAAAUAAAAACUACUGCGUGUAACUGUGCCACUUUCUGGAUCCAGGAGUCUUUAACAUUGUUUAUUUACAGGCAGUUUUAGAAUACUAUUUACAUUAUUCUAUAAAAAAAAUCUGCAAGUAUCAUUUUCUAAAAUUGUUGCAAAUUACAAGAUUAUUUUGCAUCUUUGUUAAAUUAGAAUGUUAAAAUAGUAUCACGCAUUUUUAACCUUUGAAUAGUUAGUGAGCAUUUUACCAUGUACAAGACUUAAAAAUUCACUUUCAAGGUUUUUUAAUACAUGUACCGGUACAUGAAUAAAUUCAUGGACUAUUUUGAAUGUUUUCUGUUAUUUUAUUCUAAGUACAUAUAUAAUAUGCUUCAUCUUGGACAAUAAAUAUGUUUGAAAUGAAAGGUUAAUGAGCAUUUUAACAUGUGAGACUUCAUUUUUCACUUUAAAUGUGUUUAAUACAUGUACAUGAAUAAAUUCAUGCACAAUUUUGAAUGUUAUCUGUUAUUUUAUUCUAGGUUCAUGUAUGUGUCAUCUCAGAAAAUAAAUUAUUUAUAAUGAA
Molecule: messenger RNA, 10034 nt
Organism: Dreissena polymorpha
Lineage: Eukaryota; Metazoa; Mollusca; Bivalvia; Myida; Dreissenidae
Product: zinc finger protein 37-like
Exons: 4
Coding region: 149-2830 (893 amino acids)
Biological process (GO): regulation of DNA-templated transcription
Molecular function (GO): RNA polymerase II cis-regulatory region sequence-specific DNA binding; DNA-binding transcription factor activity, RNA polymerase II-specific
Source: RefSeq, a predicted model, not a curated record